AUUUGGUCCAACGACGAUGGCAUCGAACAUAAAUCUUUCAAAUUUUGACUUUCGCCACUCAGAUGACAACUCUUCAAGGCCAAGCUAUGAAGGUGCAGGGUGAUCAUGAGGAAGAAAUUGGCGAUAAUAUCGGAGAGUUCCGCAUGUUUGCGGAUACGCACGGGCUCAUCACGACCACGAUGAAUGAGAUUCCUCAGUAUCGCAUUGUCAAAGUGCUCGGUACGGUUUAUGGGUUAUCUGUGCGUUCGCGCAAUAUUGCGGCAGGGACCUGGACAGCUUUAAGAUCUGUUGCAGGUGGAGAACUGAAGUCAAUGACGAAACUUCUUUACUCGUCACGAGAUCAGGCUGUGGAGAGAAUGGUCGGAGAAUGUGUGAGCAGAGGUGGGAACGCUAUUGUGGCACUGAGGUUUGAUACCAGUGAACUACUACAAUUUGCGCAAGUCUGUUCGUAUGGCACCGCUUGCAUAGUCGAGCCGGUUUAGUGGUGAAUAUGUCAAUGUGGAGUCCAGGUCGUCACAGGUCACAUCAACUUCUCCAGUUAAGAUUGAUUUUGCUUCCGAGAACAUGAUGUAUUUCAUAUCUGGGUAUGGAAGGGAAGAUUGUUCAACACAUAUCACAUU
Molecule: messenger RNA, 620 nt
Organism: Aaosphaeria arxii CBS 175.79
Lineage: Eukaryota; Fungi; Ascomycota; Dothideomycetes; Pleosporales
Product: YjfJ protein
Exons: 2
Coding region: 63-482 (139 amino acids)
Source: RefSeq, a predicted model, not a curated record